Ceutorhynchus assimilis (cabbage seed weevil) is the source of this 7357-nucleotide messenger RNA. Lineage: Eukaryota; Metazoa; Arthropoda; Insecta; Coleoptera; Curculionidae. The record is from the annotation of a GenBank genome assembly.
CUGGUUGUUACCUAGCAGGUACUUUCUAUGCACUAGAGAAUAGAAAGUACCUGCUAGGUAACAACCAGAAACUUACCAGUUGGUCCAUAAUUUGGCCCUUAGAGAAUAGGAAGUACCUGCUAGGUAACAACCUGACACUUAUCCGUCGGUCCAAAAUUUGGCCCUUUGGAAACUUUGGUUUGGUGCUGGUAAAACUUUUACCAUGAUUUACCAUCAAGGUAAAGUUCGAGUAGACCAGUUUUAUCCCUGUUCUUCUCAUCAAAAGAGAAAAAGAUGAAACAUGCUCUGAGCGCUCAGUGUUUCUAGUCAAACUUACAGCAAGUUUCCUACUUAAAUAGCGUUUUCCAAGGAAUAAAUUAUCGUUUACUACAUUUUAUUGACGAUUCAGUAAUGGUACUUACACUUGGCUGGCAUCGUCAGGAGUCUGGAAGGAAGUGUACAAACUGUCGACUUUUUCCAGUUUUUUCUCAUCGAGAAGCUAAAAAAGCAUGGUUAUGUGAGGUUAUGUUUUGGAGCAUUUUUCAAUAAUUUCAUUAUAAAAUGAAUAAAUACCUUGAAUAUGGCAUAACCAGCAGCGGUCUCGAAAAGGACCAACAUUUUGGCCACUUGUUUUAUUUAAAUGAGCGUAUUUUUCGAAAUAUUUUCAAAAAACCAACAUAAUCACACGUGAGAAAAAAAAAACACGAAAAUGGAUUUUUAGAUUUUUCGAUUUUUAAGAUUUGACAAUCCAAACAGAAAAACCACUCCCGUUGUAGCUGUUUACAUUUUCCGUCCUUGUCUUUUUCUUUGAGUGAAACAAGGAUACACAUAUACUGCAUUAACAAAAUGGUUGAAAAAUUUAAGUGACAGUGACGUGGAAAACUUCAAACAUCUCAGCUGACCUUAAUAAUAAAUAACAACAAACAAAAUAAACUUUUUCAACUUCAAAAACAUGAUAAUAAUUAUUAUUAGUUUAAUUCAAUAAUACCAAAAAGUGCAUUCGCGAUGAGUAAUCUACAAUCGCCAACAAAGCUUACGGAGUUUGCCCCCUUGCAGCAAGAAGAACGACCUCAAAGUGUAGGCCAAUUUAUAUCAAAGUUAUUUAAAAUAACUAAAACUGAAGAAUCUUCAAGUCCUGGUUCUGAAACUAGUGCAGCUAUCCAGGAACCUGUACCAACAUGGGCUAAAGAUGCUACACCACCACCACUGGCACCUAAUAUUUAUCCUGUUGACUUGAACGAAGGGCGCAGUUUGCCAAAUGUCUUGAAAAGAAUCAGCAAUCUUUUAGCUUUAAAAACCACUAAUUUGCAAGAUUAUGCAGACACUGACCUAAAGCAAUAUUGGAUGCCAGACUCUGUUAGUAAAGAAUGUUACGAGUGUUCUGAAAAGUUUACUACAUUUAGGAGAAGGCAUCAUUGUAGAGUAUGUGGGCAGAUUUUUUGUUCACAAUGCUGUAAUCAGCAAAUCCCUGGAAAAAUUUUUGGCUGCACCGGAGAUUUAAGAGUUUGCACUUAUUGUUGUAAAGUAGUUCUCUCCUAUUUGCAGUCUUCAAACUUUACUGCCAAUCUCACGUCUGAUCUAAGGACUUUAGUUGAAAAUUUACAAAGUAAAUUUGGAGAUUUAUCCAGUAAUCAAAUGCUGAAUGAUGUUUCUCCUACUUUAAAUACUUCUGAAGCAAGUGAGGGUAGUAGAAGAAAAAUCUCUGUUGGUUAUCAGGAGGAAAAGUUUGCAUCUGGCAGCAAUUCUGUUACAUAUCUUACAAACGAAGAAAAAUGCAAGGCUUUACAAAACUCUGUUUCACUCAGGAAUCUUUACGAAGAAAUUUGUAAACAGGCAACUGGCUUGAAUUGUACCCCUUACAAAUAUCGUUUGAGGACUUAUUCGGAAUGUUUUUUAGGAUCUGAAUUGGUUGAUUGGCUUAUUUGUCAGCAAAAAGCUAAGACAAGGGUGCAAGCGGCAGCUUUAUCACAAGCACUUCUCGAAGGCAGCUACAUUGAAUCUUUUACAGAGAAUAAUGCAUUUGUUGAUGGGUACGUACGCUAUAGAAAAGGCAACCUAUUUUCCAGUAAUUUUACACUGGCUAGUCCUAAUUACGAAGUGCCUGCUGCACAAGAAGAACCCAGCUGGGUACAACAGAUAGCUCACGAGUCAACAGACUCUGACAACGAACAAUCUCCAAUCCUUGCCAACCUUCCAACGUCCAACUCCUACAUGUUGGAUCUCAAUGUAGAAGCCAAUAGUGUAUAUUUGUCCAGGCCUCCUGAAAUUUUAGAGGUGGAAAAUGUUCAGCAACAGUGCAAACACGAAGAAACUACAGUGGUGAGGCCUUCGGAACAACGCGAACUGGCACCAGAGUCUGGUUGGUUCCAUGCCUCUUCACUCAGAGAAGAAAAUGGAGAAAAAGAAGCAUACGAACUCCUGUCAGAGGCAUAUGAGCAACACGAACAAAGUCUACUGAAGCAACUCCUUGCCACCCAAGGCCUAUCGUUGGCAUGGAUCCACAUAUUGAUCCCAUUGAUCUGCGACGUAGUCACUGUAAUAAGACCCGACAAAAAUCACGACGCCAUUGAACUCGACAUAAGAAACUACGUGCAAAUCAAAAAACUUCCCGGCUGUAUCAAAGAAGAAACUUAUUUGGUAAACGGAAUAGUUUGUACGAAAAAUGUGGCCCAUAAAGAUAUGGCAAUUGAAAUUGAAAAUCCCAAAAUCCUAUUGUUGGAAUGUUCGAUUGUAUAUCAAAGAACCGAGGGCAGAUUGAUGUCCUUGGAGCCUGUAAUGAUGCAGGAGCACGAGUAUUUGCGUCACGUGGCCGCACGCAUUGUCGCUCUACAACCCGAUGUGGUUUUGGUGCAUAAAAAUAUAUCCAGGCUAGCUCAGGAUAUGCUGCGCCAACACAAAAUAACCUUAGUACACAAUGUUAAAAGAACCGUCCUGGAACGUUUGGCCAGGUGCACCGGAGCUGACAUAGUAACAGCAGUAGAUGCUCACAUUGGCCGGCCCAAUUUAGGUGUUUGUAAAAGGUUUUAUUUGAAAAGCUUUAACACUGAUAAGGGGGCAACAAAAACUUUGAUGUUUUUCGAAGGCCUUGUAGCUCCUCAUUUGGGUUCUACGAUUUUGUUGAGAGGGGCUUCUAAAGCGGAGUUGGUACGGGUGAAAAAGGUGGCAUCUUUUUUGAUUUUUACCGCCUACAAUUGGAGAUUAGAAAAGUCGUUUUUGAUGGACGAAUUUGCCUUGCCUCCGAAUUCUAGGAUGGAGUUUUUGGACGAGAGCAAAGAGAAUUCGCCUCAGACUAUCAAACCCAAAAUUUCAAUCAAAGAUAUAGUUGAAAAUCAACCUUCGUCCAAUGAAGAAACUUUUACAGUAAUUCAAAAAAGUGAGGAGACUCAUAACAAAAAACUACCAACAAAAUCUGAAAAUUUCACUGAUCCCCUACAAUCGUCUGAGCUUAAAAAAUUCACAGCAGAAUCAGUAAACGACAAUUCCGACCCUCUGCAAUGUCAAAACGAUACGACAAACCAAAAACCCACGGAAAUUGAAAUAUUAACCGUAUCCGAGUUACCAUUUUCAAAUAGUUUCAAAAAAUAUUUGGACGAUACGAUUUUGUGUAUAUCUCCGUACAUUAUUGUUCCAAUGCCUUAUUUGGAAACUGAUUCUGGCAAAAAGUGUAAGCUGAGGAGAUUCUUUCACAAGGAUAUGUACUAUAGCGAACAGUUUGAAGUGAACCCAAAAAAUAAAUGGAAAAAUAAUGUAGAAAUACAAGCAAAUACUGAUGAGAAUAAUCACAAUAAGAAAAAAAAUGCCAUAUUACACCCUUUUCUUACUGCAAAAAUAACCAAUGUUGACAACAACAAUAUCCAAAAUAUGCUGGCCCACUUUAGAGCAUGUGGCGGUCAAUACACAAAAAAAGUUGUCCUAAAAAUUGAAGAGCCUGAAGAAUCAAGCCUUAUAAGCACAGAAAAAUGCCGUAUGGAUGUUUUGGAUCCAAUAAACCAUCAAAGAUUAGCCGUACUUUUCUAUAGUUUUAGCCACGAGUCCAGUAACGCUCCUGCGUUUUGUGUCAAUCCUUGGGUAGUUUAUAUGGAUUUCUAUGGCCGAAACGACAUCCCAAUAGGUUGUUUCCUGGAAAAAUACUGCUUCAGAUCGACUUAUGCUUGUCCUUCAAAAACAUGCACAACUCCAAUGGUAAAACACAUAAGAAGGUUUGUUCAUAAUUCAGGUAGUGUCACAAUAUCCCUAAACAAUUUUGAAAGCGAAUUUGCAGAAGAAAACAUCGUAAUGUGGAGCUGGUGCACAAAAUGCCAAAGCGUCUCCCCUGUAGUACCAUUAUCAGCCGAUUCUUGGUCUUAUUCAUUUGCCAAAUAUCUGGAGCUGAGAUUUCAUGGGGAAAUAUUUAACAGACGAGGUCAGAGCCCUUGCAGGCACAGCUUGCACCACGAUCACUAUCACUAUUUUGGCUAUAGAAAUUACGUGGCCUCAUUCAAAUAUUCUUCGAUUAAUAUUUGGGAAAUCUCACUACCAAGUGCCGUUAUCCAAAUCCAAUACGAUUUUCCAGCUUUGCACAAUGUUCUCAUAGAAGAGACUAAAAUGUUGGCUCAAAAGGGCCACGAUAUGUUUACCAUUGUUCAAGAAAAAGCAGCACUUAUUUCUAGUGAAGAAUUGGAAGGUAUUGGGAAUAUUAGGCAGGUUUUAGCCAAGGAACAGAAUUUGUUUAAAAAUAAGGUUGAAGAAGUCCAACUAAAACUAACCUCUCCCAGUGUAGAACAUAAAGAAUUCAACGAAAUCAGUUUGUGUCAGUCUUAUUGGAAAAUCCAAGAUAACGUGACAAGAAUCAAAAUCGCCCUAAUGGAAAUACUAGAUACUUGGAAUUUGCACCUGGGCGAAGCCAUACGUAAAUCUGACAAGAAGCGAGAAAAAUCGGUCGUGCCCGAACUGGAAAGUCCUGCAAGUGAAGUAACUGAAAAAUCUAUUGUUGACAAAGAGGUGGACUUUGAGAAAAGUGACAGUAUAGAAGACUCCAAAAUGGAAGACUCUGUAGAUAACAAAAAAGAAGUCAUUAAAAAAGAAAAAUCAGUUAAAAAUAUUUUAGACAAACUAUUACCAUCUUCAGGUCAAUUGAAUUUGAUUCAGUGUCCUUUUGCCCCUUAUGAACACUUCAAUUUGCCAGCAGGCGUUUACGGGCCUUUGGCUGUUUUUGAAAACGAGCUCAGCUCUAUUAUAGCUUACGCAUUAAACUCACUUGAAUAUAAAAAGAGUUUUGAAGAGUUGACUAAUAAAAAAUGCAAUAAUGAGCUAACACCUAGUCCAGUUUCACGAAAAAAAAACAAUUUAGACAAUACCAAGUUUGACAGUGAAGACAAAACUAGUGGUCUAUUGGGGUUUUUACGUACAAAAGACUCAAAAAUGGAUUUAACUAGUCCUUUAUCAAGUGACAGUGUAGAAGUUGAACCAACAGAAGACCUGAAAAAAGUUAAAAACUCACACAUUGAAAUUCAAUUCCAGGACAGCACUUGCAACUUUUUUUGCAGAGUUUAUUUAGCUGACAAAUUUGCCACUCUACGUGCAGCCGUAUUACCAAUGGGCGAAGAAGCUUAUAUAAGAUCUUUAAGUAGAUCAGUCCAAUGGAAAGCUUUAGGUGGAAAAUCUGGUUCAAACUUUGCAAAAACAUCAGAUGACCGAUUUAUAUUGAAAGACAUGCCGAGGGCCGAAGUGCAAAUUUUCCUAGAAUCAUCCGCCAAUUAUUUCAGCUACAUGCAAAAGUGCUACAGCACAAUGCAACCGACGUUACUAGGCAAAAUUGUCGGUAUUUAUCAAAUAAUUUACAAAAAUAAUUCCAAUGUUACCAGGAGUUAUUUGUUGGUCAUGGAGAAUUUGUUUUAUAACCGGGAUGUUUCACAAAAGUUUGAUUUAAAGGGCUCAAUGAGGAAUCGAUUAGUUGUGCCCGACAAUCAGGAUGGAGAAAUUGUCUUGUUGGAUGAAAAUCUUUUGAAAAUGACCUGCGAUAAUCCACUCUACGUUUUACCACAUUCCAAAGAAGUUCUUUUAGCCGCAAUCCAAAACGACACUGAAUUCCUAUCGACCCAAUCUGUAAUGGACUACUCGCUAUUGGUUGGACUAGACACGAAAAACAAGGAACUCGUUUUAGGCAUUAUUGAUUAUAUCCGUACGUUUACCUGGGACAAAAAACUAGAAACAAUGGUGAAAAGGUCUGGUAUUUUAGGAGGCCAAGGUAAGUUGCCCACUAUUAUAUCGCCGGAAGAGUAUCAGAAACGAUUUAUCGAAGCUAUGCACAAGUAUUUUUUGGAAGUACCCGAUCAUUAUGCUGGUUUAGGCAAAGGGUUGGAAGUUUAACUUUGUUUUGUUGCAAUCAGAAUAACUGUGAUAUAUCUGUUAGAUAAGGUAUAAAAUAAAAGAAAAAGCAUUUUAAGAAAUUAUGGUCUUUUUUGUAUACUAACUACUAAAUAGGAAUAAAUUGUAUAUAAUAAUAAAGGUAUAUAAAUAAUCUGGAGUAAAAUGGGUAUACAUAAUAAAAAAAGGUUCUCUAAAAUAUUGGAACAAAAGUUAAGGUAGGCACUAAAUUAUCACACAGUUUCAAUAAACUUGAACCAUAUUGCCCUUGAUUAUCGCAAAACGGAAUGGUUGAGCAAGAACUUUUAAAAGUUAAUUAUCAAAAUCAAGUGUAUGGAGUAGCUUAUGUAUUAUAUUCCUAAUUUCAUAGAAAUUAUUGUUGAAUAUUGAAAGAAAAAUCAACAUUUUACCUACAUAAGCUGCUCCCUAGAAUCAAGUCAUAGUUAUUGACAAGAUCCGAACAGUAAGUAAAUUAAAAAUUGCUUCUCAUCUUAUUAAGCCUCAAAAAUGAUUUUUGAAAAUUGAGCUUACAAUCUAAGGGAAAAUUAAUCUUACAAAAUAAGUACAAGAUAAUUUAAGCAUUUUGGUAAAACUUUUUGGGCCACAUUCCAUUAAGGUUGUGCAUCAAAUAUCACAGGAAAAAUAUUAAAUAAUGGAACGCCUUAACCCUGUAUACCAGAAAACGGAAUACUUUUAAAAUUGAUAACAGUAGCGUCGUGCAAUAAAGGCACCUUAUCCUCCUUCCUCUUGGGCGAUUUCAUUUUUUUCCCUCUGUGUACCACCCCAUCAAUAUCGUCCAUCAUCCGUAAUAUUUGAAUGUGAUCGGUGGAAUCGAUCGGUGCAACGGAAAUAUCUCUGACCGCUCUGAACUUACCGCAAUUGUUCAGGUGCUCGUUUUCCAAUCGGAAAAAAUUCCAAACGAAACGUCUGAACACUUCUAAGGGGGCGGUUAUUGACGUCAUCAUGUCCGAACUUACGUAUUUGUAUUCGGUUAAGUAAAUCGUUACGGUCCAAGUGAAACGUAAGAUGAAAU